Molecule: messenger RNA, 1431 nt
Organism: Exophiala bonariae
Lineage: Eukaryota; Fungi; Ascomycota; Eurotiomycetes; Chaetothyriales; Herpotrichiellaceae
Exons: 4
Coding region: 1-1431 (476 amino acids)
Biological process (GO): transmembrane transport
Molecular function (GO): transmembrane transporter activity
Source: RefSeq, a predicted model, not a curated record
AUGGCCUUCGCGAAGAUGCUUUCGAAGCGAUCAGCCCUUCGCACCAAGAACACAGACCUUACUGUCGCUGCACAACUCACUUUGCGUCAAUCUCUAUGGCCAUUGACCAUCGUGACGGUCCUAUUCUUCCUCUGGGGCUUCGCCUAUGGACUGCUCGACACCCUCAACAAACAUUUUCAAAAUACCCUCGGAAUCACGCGAACUAGAUCGUCAGGACUUCAAGCGGCGUAUUUUGGGGCCUAUCCGCUGGCUUCGCUAGGCUAUGCCAACUGGAUGCUGAGACAUUGGGGUUACAAAUCAGUAUUCAUCUUCGGUCUCUGCCUCUAUGGCAUUGGGGCACUGAUGAUGUGGCCGGCUGGAGUCUAUCGCUCCUUCGGCGGAUUCUGUGGUGCCACAUUUAUCAUCGGCUCUGGUCUGGGGUCUUUGGAGACCGCUGCAAACCCCUAUCUUGCGGUCUGUGGGCCCCCGCGCUGGGCAGAGAUCAGAAUCAACUUCGCGCAAGCAUUUAACGCGGUCGGGACAGUCGUGGGCCCGGUCUUAGGCUCGUAUGUGUUCUUCCAGAAAACGGAGGACUCUGUAGCAGCUUUGAAGAACGUCCAAUGGGUGUACCUAGGCAUUGCGAUCUUCGUAUUCAUCCUGGCGUUUGUUUUCUUCGCCUCAUAUAUCCCAGAGGUGACUGAUGCGGACAUGGAGUUUCAAGUAAGAGAGACCCAUGUGGAGGGAUCUGAACUGCCAUUCCGGAAGCAAUAUCGUCUCUUUCACGCUGCUUUCGCGCAAUUCACCUAUUGUGGAGCCCAGGUUGCGGUGGCCAGCUAUUUCAUCAAUUACGUCGUCGAAACCAGACGUAAUACCGAUAGUGCGUUGGCUGCAAAGUUCCUGGCGGGCGCUCAAGGAGCCUUUACAGUUGGACGCUUUUCUGGCACGUUGUUCAUGGCGUACGCCAAACCGAGAAUGGUGUUUCUUGCAUAUAUGUUCGGUGUGGUGAUCUUCCUCGGGGCCGCAACUGGAACCAGGGAGAACACUGGACUGGCCAUGCUGUUCAUGGUCUUGUUUUUCGAGAGCGUCUGUUUCCCAACGAUCGUCGCUCUCGGUAUUCGUGGAUUGGGCCGCCAUUACAAACGCGGCUCGGGCGUCAUUGUCGCAGGCGUCCUGGGCGGUGCUUGCGUGCCCGCUUUGACUGGAAAAGUGGCCGAUAUAUACAACGACACUGGCAAAGCCAUGGUGGUUCCUGAGAUGUUCAUGGUAGCCGCCCUGACCUACGCCAUGUGUGUCAAUUUUGUCCCCUACUACCGCAUUCCUGCCGAUCUAGUCGGUGAGAGCGAUAUUGGGAUCGUCAACACAGCAGACUCCAAGUUGGAUGAGGAGAAAAAUGUCCAGACUCGGGAUGGUCGAAACAUGGGCGGCGAAGUCCAUGAAGUUGAGAAAACUUAA